GCUACAUUCGGUUGGACUCUAGCUCGGGUCCUCUCCGAGUUUCGUGUUUCAAUCUUUAUUUACUCGAAGAUCGUGAUCGUUCGUCUUCUAAAUAAAAUCGUCUCGAUCAGGAAAUUCUUUCUUCCAUUAUAUUUAUCAUUUUUUUAUCGUUCAGAUGUUUCUAUUUCUCACUGCACCGAAAAAUAGAACGAAAUGAAGAAAAAGAAAGAAACGGAAAAGUAGAUUUGUGGACGAAAAUCUGUGACACUGCCGAUAUUAUAUAUGGUAGAUGAAAAUUGGUGACAAGCGGACCUGUAAAGUGUAAUUUUCAAUCACAUAUCACUAAUCUCCGUUAUAUUAUUAUUAAAGGAAACCGGACAAUUCUCCUGGAAACUUUCCAGGCACUUUUGGCGUGAAAUUUUGCUACAUUGACCACAAACAUCAGUCGUGCUCGUAUUUCUCUCGCGAUAUAGUUUGACCAUUCAACGAUAUCAACCCUCGAUAAUCAAACUAUUUUGAAACAGUGUCGUAACCAAAAAAGGGAAAGAAAAAUAAUAAAGAUGUCGAAUAAAAAAUACUGUCGAAAGUUCGUAUAGGGAGGGGAAUUAUUAUUUCAGUUAGAACGAACAAAAGUGACAGCUACAUUACCGCGAGUGAUCGAGCGAACAAUGCACUGUAUUACGAAAUUUCCCCUCUCAGGAUUUUUCAGCGUGGGUUUCUUAUCAGAGAACGUUGACAAGUAGACCGAAAGAGACGUUUUGACUACGAGUGAAGGCCACGAUGGAACUAUUCCAAUACAUUGAAAGAAAAUCGACGGAGAAAAACGGUGUUUAAACUAAAGGUUUAUUGAAAGGAGAACUUCUUGCAUUUAUCCCAAUUAAAAGUGGACCAGGAUAUGUUCGUCACGGAAGGCAGGUGAUGCGGCGGAACAAUGGUUGGUUGGCCGUCCUGGCCGUUUCACUAUUGCUGUCGAUUCUACAUAACAGUUUAGCGGGUGAACGUUAUCCGCUCGAUUAUGAUAACGCCGAGCUGCCGGUUAACCUCAGCAAAACCACUUACGGAACUUACAACUCCAACGAACCAUCUUUAAACUCACGAAACUACUUAAAUCCUUCAUCGGUUCCAAUUUCAUCAAAAUCAUCGACCUCGACAACAACACCAUUACAAUCUCAUUUGCACAUCAAUAAGAAAAAUACUAUCUUGUCGAAAGGCGAGACGAAAGCAAUAACACGGCGAGCUACGAAACUCAGCGAUAUAAAUCUGCCUGGUGAAAACUUCAAUAACGAUCGGUCGAUCCAUGACGAUCUUCGCCAAUCCAAACUCGUCGAUCCCAACGAACGAUCUCGUAACGUUCGAGCAAGCGAGUCUAGUGAACAAGUUGUCGAAGGAUCGAACAGUCUCAGCUUGGAAAUUCCCGAACAACCGCAUUUAUCCUCCUGGAUACCUCGCGGCGCGAUAAGGAACAUAUCCAGGCGGAUCAACCGCGUGAGACUGUCUGAACCGUCUAAGACGCGAGAACAUAAAACGACGACGGAGGCGAUUCGAAGAGGAAGCGUGCUGCUGGACAAAGGAUAUUCGUAUUACGAUCACGUCAGAGCGAUUUCGCACGAUGACGAUUCGUUGACGACUUCCGAAGGGCAGAUCACAGGCGUUAAAAAACGAGAACGUUCAAUGAGAGAUUCUCAUCAAAGAAAAAGAUCUGAUAAAGCGAAUGCCCUGCAAAUUAUACCAAACAUUAGUCUAGGGGAGACUAAUUCUUUCAAGGAUUCGAAGAGCCAAGAUGAGAGACAGAAAGUCAUUAAGAAACGAUUUUUAACUGGCUACUCUGUGUUCUCUGUUUCUCUCAAUAGAAGGUUAAAUGGGAAUUUGAAAGCGAAUAAAUUGAUUAUUGCAAGAAAAUCGAAAGGCAGACGCGAGAAUGGUAAAAAGAGAUUUGGACGAUCGGUCCGGUAUCUGAAAAAGAAACCGAGUCGAAACAUAAAUCUCGAGCCGUGGUAUGCCCUGCGUGAUUCCAGUCUUUCGAAUAGCGAUCCACGAAAUGACAUAUUCAAGACAGGACGCGGUAACCAUCAUUCUUCGAGAGCCGAGGGUUUCCGGCACCAUUCAGCGUCUCAUAAAUCAAUAGCUGCGCGCCGUCACGCGGAGAAUACACGCGAAUUUAAUGGAAUCUCGCCGAAACAGAGAUCAACGAUAGGACACGACGACCUAGGAGACAAAGGCACCCAUUCUUCGUCGAUUCGAGAGAAGAGGAACUUCGUUCUAGCCGGUGAUGUUUCCGAUUCAUUGCCCAAAGAUGAAACUUUGGAGAAUGUUACUUUCCAUGGAACAAUGAAGAGUUCUUUGGAGAAUGAGAUAAACAACCACGAGGGAAAUAUCGUGGAAGAAUUGAAGUAUGAUUUAGUUCAAGAUAAUUUCACAGAAAAUUUGAUCGAUCAAAGGCAACACAAGUUAGAAGAAUUGGAUGGAAAUGAUACGAAAGUACACUCAGUUACUUUGAAGUUGAGGAAUGAAUCACAUUCAGAAAGACAUAAUUUCAGUAUUCAAAUAACUCAAGAUUCAAUUAACAGAACAAAAUUGGAAGAAUCCAGUGCAUCGGGUGGCAAUUAUUCAAAUUUAGUGGCAAAUAUUUUAACAUCGAGUAACGAAUCCAAUUUAAGGGGCGACGAUGUAAAUCCGGUUUCAGUUAGCAGAACAAAAUUAGAAGAAUCAAAUGUUGAAACUUAUUCACACCUAGAUUUAAUUAACCAAGCAACGUUAAAAGACGCGAAUACAUCAAAAGGUAAUUAUUCACGCUUAAUGACAAGUAUCUUCACAUUAACCAAUAAGUCUGAUUCAAUAAACCACGAUACAAAUUCAGAUUCAAUAAACAGAACAUUAGUAAAAUCGUAUAUUUCAAAUAGAAAUUAUUCAAAGACGAAUACAUUAAAGGCAAGCAACGAAUCUUCUUCCAUAAUCCAAGACACAAAUGAAAACUCGAUUGACAAAAUAGAAUUGAAGAAAUCGUUAAAUAAACAAAAAUUUGCAUCAACAGCGCCUACCACAAUUAAUUUGCGAUUAAACACAGACACUCGAAAUUCAAACAACGAAUCUGUGUUAAUGAGUCCGAAUACGAACAACGAUCUAAUUGAUGGAAUGGAAUUAGACGCGUCGUGGGCGGAGAUUGACGAGAGCCAGGAAGGCGCUAUUCAGACAGGCGAGGAAGAAAGGUCUAUGCUAAGUAGCGUGACAAAGGAGUCUGAGAACGUAUUCGUGAAUUCACCACGCGGCUCGGUUACGGCUCAAAGGAAUUCCACGCAUCUAAGGCACGAUAUGAACAGUCUAGCCGAAGGAAGCUUUGUCUUCAAGAGCAAUGGCCUCUUCCAGAUUACCGGAAGGAACGCUAACGAUCCAUUCAGUAACUCGUCAACGAUGCAACACGGAAGAAAAAUGGCCGAAAAUUUCAACGUAAAUACACUGCCUGAUCAAUUGCUUGUAAAUAAUGAGAAACAAACUGAGUCGAAACUGUCUUUGAUACCAUUUCAACUACCAAAUGUGUCUGAAACCGUUACUUUUAAGGAAGAAGAAAAAGCCAAUAGUAGAAGCAAUGAUAAAGUGGUCUCAAAAAGUAGUAAAAUCAAUGAUAAAGCGGUCUCUGUAUCAGACAGCCAAGAAUCGAGAUCAAUCGGGCACGACAAAGGAAAAAGUAACCAACGACGGCUUAAUGGUUCCCUAAUCGUUCUCGGAAAAGACAAAUCUGUUGACUCGAGACUUAUAGAGCUGCUGGAUCAAAAUACUCCGACGAACACCGACGAAAUUAAGGCUAAUGAACCGACCAUAAGAUCUUCCUUGAAAAAUGACAGAGGAGCCGACGAGUUGGCUGAUGAAACUACGAAAGACGUUAAUCCUGUCGAAAGGGGCAACAAGAUCGUGGACAAUCCUGAAGAUCGAGUGUCAGAAGAUUCUACCACCUUGAGCACGAUUCUGAUCAACGAUCGUUUUUCAAAAGAACGAAAGUCCAGAUCGUCGAAAAUUGGAACCUCCAUGAAGCUUAGACGUAAUUUCACUAUGGAGGUCGAAGGCACGGUAGUUAGCGAAACUUCCACGUCGAUACUGAAUAAACAUGGGGUUGGUCAAAAUAACGUUCCGACCCUAAACAUCGAUCCUACGCUGCCAGAAACUGGUAACGAUACAACUGUCGCUUCGCAAGUUACGUUGAACGAUUCAUUGGAAUUUGUCUCGAGGAAUUCGUCCAUCGUACUGACUUUAAUGGAUCAAACUACAAAGGAUUAUUUUCUUACUACAAACAACGUAAUGCUUUCAUCGACUGAAGUCGAUCAAAUGCAAAUGGACAUCGAAACGUCGACCAUUUCGUUAAGUAACGACGAGGAUCAGUUAUUGAGUUUCGAUACGAUCGUCACGUCAUUGGAACCGAAUGACGAAGACUCUCGUGUGACGGAAGAUGUGCCUUUACGUAAUAUGGAUAAUUCCUCACACAAACUGCAGUCGGAGGAACCUCCGUGGCCAGUUAAACACAGCGCUGUGGUAGAAGGUGAUUUAGUGUUGGGUGGUUUGAUGAUGGUGCACGAGAGAGAGGAUUACUACACUUGCGGUCCAGUGAUGCCACAGGGUGGUGUCCAAGCACUCGAGGCUAUGUUGUAUACCUUAGACACGCUUAACGAUCGUGAAAUCGUGCCCGGUGUCAAGAUUGGUGCACACAUUCUCGACGAUUGCGACAAGGAUACAUAUGGCUUGGAAAUGGCUGUAGAUUUCAUCAAAGGAUCGAUAAGCAAUAUAGACGGCGCUGAGUACAACUGCAAUAAAACUGCAGUGCGAAAAGUUAUCAGUGGAGUCGUUGGUGCAGCAAGCUCGGUCACAUCCAUCCAAGUAGCAAACCUUCUUCGACUCUUCCGAAUACCGCAGGUCUCCUUCUUCUCAACCAGCCCGGAACUGUCCAACAAACAACGCUUCGAAUAUUUCUCGCGUACAAUACCGAGCGAUCACUAUCAAGUAAAAGCAAUGGUGGACAUCGUGAGGAAUAUAGGGUGGCGUUACGUAUCUAUUAUAUACGAGGAAAGCAAUUACGGAAUUAAGGCGUUCGAAGAGCUGGAAGAGCUGCUGGGAAAGUACAACAUAUGCAUCGCCAUUAAGGAAAAAUUAGUGAAAGAUUCUGGUGUUGCCGAAGAGAAGGCUUACGACGAGAUAGUCUUGAAAUUGUUAACCAAGCCGAGAGCACGAGGAUGCAUAAUUUUUGGCUCGGAUCAAGAAGUUGCCGGAGUUAUGAGAGCCGUUAGACGCCUCAAUGUAACCGGUGCGUUUUCGUGGAUCGGCAGCGAUGGAUGGAGCGCCAGAGGUUUAGUUAGCAAUGGUAACGAGCCGGAAGUCGAAGGUACUCUAUCGGUUCAACCUCAAGCCAAUCCUGUCAAGGGUUUCGAAGAAUACUUCCUGAAUUUGACUGUCGAGAACAACCGAAGGAAUCCGUGGUUUGUUGAAUUCUGGGAAGACCAUUUUCAAUGUAAAUACCCGAACUCAUCCGUAACUCCGUACAAUACGAAGUACACGAAACCCUGCACGACCAAAGAACGUUUAACGAAACAGAAUACAGCGUUCGAGGAUCAACUUCAAUUCGUUUCCGAUGCUGUCAUGGCGUUCGCCUAUGCCUUUCGAGAUAUGCAUAAAGACCUUUGCGGCGGAAAACCUGGACUUUGCGACGCGAUGAAACCUACUAAUGGCACGGAGCUCUUAAGGUAUCUUCAGAAAGUAUCCUUUGAAGGUCUAAGCGGUGACAUGUUCAAAUUCGACAAGAACGGAGACGGGCCAGCUCGAUACAACAUCAUACACUUCAAACAGGUAGAACCUGGCAAGUAUAAAUGGGUUCGAGUCGGCAAUUACCUCGAGGGUACAUUAGAUUUGGAUAUGCCCGAAAUCCAAUUUAAACUUGGACAUCCUCUGCCACCGGAAAGCGUGUGUUCUCUACCCUGCGAAGUCGGCCAAGCAAAGAAAUACGUCGAGGGUGAGAGAUGCUGUUGGCACUGCUUCAACUGCACUCAAUAUCAGAUACGACAUCCAAUAGACGAGAACCAAUGUAUUCCCUGUCGUCAAGGUACAGUACCUGACGACAUGCAUUCUACUUGUCGUGAUAUCCCCGAGGAAUUCCUACGACCAGAAAGCGGAUGGGCGAUAGGGGCAAUGUCUUUCUCUGCCACAGGGAUUCUAAUAACUUUGUGCGUCUGCGGCGUGUUUCUGAAGCACAACGAUACACCAGUAGUUCGUGCAUCUGGUCGCGAGCUAUCAUACGUCCUGCUGUCCGGCAUUCUGCUUUGUUAUCUCGUUACGUUCACGCUUGUUCUCAGACCGACGGACAUCGUUUGUGGCAUUCAAAGAUUUGCCGCUGGUUUCUGUUUCACCGUCGUCUACGCUGCGCUUUUAACGAAGACAAAUCGAAUAUCGAGAAUCUUCAAUGCGAGCAAACACAGCGCCAAGAGACCAUCUUUCAUAUCUCCACGAUCACAACUGAUCAUUUGUUCCGGUUUAGUCUUCGUACAAAUUUUAGUUAACGGUGUCUGGAUGAUAAUCGAUCCAGCUAAAGCGAUGCAUCAUUACCCAACCAGAGAAGACAAUUUGCUCGUUUGUAACAGUUACAUCGAUGCCAGUUACAUGAUCGCCUUCGCCUAUCCUAUCAUGUUGAUCGUCGUUUGCACCGUGUACGCUGUUCUUACCAGAAAAAUCCCUGAAGCUUUUAACGAGAGCAAACACAUCGGUUUUACGAUGUAUACUACGUGUGUGAUAUGGCUGGCUUUCGUACCGCUGUAUUUUGGAACGGGAAACAAUGUCGCGUUGAGAAUCACCUCGAUGUCAGUCACUAUAAGCUUAUCCGCAUCCGUAACUAUAGCGUGUCUCUUCAGUCCUAAGUUGUACAUCAUUUUAAUACGACCGGACAGGAACGUGCGUCAAAGUAUGAUGCCAGCUAGAUACAGCACGACGAAAAGUUCUGCAGUCACCGCUACCAACGCUUCUAGCAUGAUAGCGCCAGUUACAUUGACUGCGGCUACCUGCGACCAGAAUAAAGCUGUCAAGAAACACAUUGCCACUACUAUAGACUGCUCGACUCAAAGCGAAUAUUACGAGCUGAAGGAUCAGAAAAAUGGCAAACCAUCACCCCCUGUCGUUUCCCGAUCGACUCAGACUACUACCAAUAACGACAAAGAUUCGAAUGCAGUGAUAUCAAGCAAAGAAUCGAAGGAAAGUACCACAACAACGAAACAAUUGAAUAACAACGCGAGAAUAGGAAACGGGCCAGUAAAUCAGAGUGAGGUUUCAUUAUAGCAUCAAGUUUCCAUAGAAUCAGCAAUUUUGCCGGCGACUUUGAAACCAAUUUCAAAAAAACCCGUGGUAGUUUGAAGGGACGCAAAAUGAUAUUAACAAAUAUGACGUCUCGAUAUUUUGUAAAUACGACUGAACGUGCUUCAUCAUAUCGAUAUCGAUACGCAUCGUACGUUAAAAUUCUCUUUAAGGCUACGCUUUGAACGAUGUUAUGGUUGGAUGAAGAUGAACGUGCAAAAAAUAUCGUAUAAAUUCUGCUACCGUACGUUGGAAACGAAUUAUAAACGAUAUUGAAAAUUCGUCUCGUGUAUGGGCGACGCUGUUAGCGAAAAAAAAAGAAAGUAUCUCAAAUGGAAUUGAAUUAUCGAGAAACAGGAUAAAACAUAUGGAACGAAAAGAUAUUUGGAGAGUAUUUAAGAAAUUGGGAACAUCGAUUUUGUUAAUUACCAUAAAUACAAGAGAUCACGAAAGCGCUAGACGCAACAAAUUGCACCGUGCCAGACGCAUAAUUAUCAAUCAUGAUCAAUUGUUAAGUGGCGUUUUAAAAACUGCUCUGGUUUCUUCUGUGAUCAUAGCGUAAUACACGUAAUAAUCACGUGAAAUACAUAAAUCUAUUUUGUACAUACACUAUCAUUUCAUAACGUUUGUGCACAUUAACAUGAACCAUUUGUCGGUUAAUUGAAUUAAUUGAAAUAUUGUAAAUAUCGUUAGUCGAAUUCGUUAUUGUGUAUAAAAGAAGAGGAAGCAGGUUACGUAUGUAGAAAAUAUCGUUGCCAAAUACGAUUACAUCUAAACCAUCUUCUAUUAAGAAUUUUUGUAAGGGAAAUAUUUAAAAAAAAAUAAGUAAAGAAAGAAACGAUAAUCGUUCGAGAAUAUUAUUCGUCGAUUGUUCUGUACAUAAAUUUCUCUCUGUAAAUAUUCAAUGAAAUAACACACACAUAGGUCAUUCGAAAGGAUAAUUAUACGAUUCGAAGCUAACAGCUAACAAUAUCCUUAAAAAAAGAAUUUCCAAGUGUGACUGUACGAACGUAGACUCUUAAAUAAUCGUUUCUCCUUUUUUUCGAUAUUUUCUCUGCAGACUAUAGGAAUUGCUACACGUAGAAUUAGAAAAAAAAACGAUGCAAAGAUUGCGUAUCGAUCGGAAACAUCGUGAAACGUUUCCUCGUAACAUCUAGUCACCCUAAUUUUAAUCUAACGUUAACGCUUGAUCUCUACAUAACGAAAGAGAAAAUUUAAGCAAACCAACGAUGAAACAUAUGUUUCGUAGACACUCUAAUGUACAUACAUACGUUAAGAACUCCUUUUCGUAGAGUCGCGGUCAUACGAUAAACAUAUCCAAUUUAACUCGUGUACGUAGUUGUUUUUCGAUAGCGUUAAUUAUUCAAGAAAUAAAAGUUGUCGACUACUUCAAACAAUUCGUUCUGAACCGUUUUAUAUAGCGUCGACCUAUUCCCGCGCGUGUGUAUAAAAGAUUUGUAAACGUUUUGAAUUUUUAUAGAAUCGAAAAGGGUGUUUUACGUGUCGUACUUUGGAUACAAAUAAGCCCAGUAUCCAUCGUUCGGCGCUGACCCUGUGUUUCUUUAAAAAAGCAAAAUCAUAUUCAACAACGAUGCUUGAUAAGAUAAAAAGUUUAACAAAUAGCCGAGCGUUGGAGUUAGUUAACAAUUUCAUUCAAUAAGGAAAUUCUGGACAAAUGAGAAGCGUAACCACUAUAUAUAUGAUACAAAUACGUGGAACGUAAAUGUAUUUUGACUGUUGUUCGAACGAUUACAUUUGAUUUGAGAGUAUGUAAAUACAUUGAAAAUAUGUGAUUGUAGGUAUAUAAAGACGAUACCGUUAAGUAUUAAGAUAUGAAAACGAAAACAUUAGUUCGUACGGAACCAAUUUAGCCGUAAUUAAUUCCAUAAGAGUUAAGACGAAUGCAAGAUUAAAAUGUCACGCGUUGACGAAUUUUACGAUGCGAUGCAAUGACAAUGUCGAGAAAGGAAGAAAGAGGGCUCUAAACUAGUUCGCGCGAACUAUUUACGAUUUAAGGAUAUUUUAAAUACGUACGAACACUGCAGUAGAAAGACACAAAUUUACAUGAUGUGACAUUAAAUUGUAUGUAUGUAUUCGUUGAAAUGAUCGAAAGAUAACGAGAAAGAAAAAGACUCGUCGAAAUAAAAUCACGAUCGUGAAAAUUA
Messenger RNA from Bombus terrestris (buff-tailed bumblebee), 9461 nucleotides. RefSeq lists its product as uncharacterized. The record is from RefSeq and is a predicted model, not a curated record. The transcript is spliced from 17 exons. Gene Ontology annotation, molecular function: adenylate cyclase inhibiting G protein-coupled glutamate receptor activity. Gene Ontology annotation, biological process: G protein-coupled receptor signaling pathway. Gene Ontology annotation, cellular component: membrane. The coding region runs from base 898 to 7281 and encodes 2127 amino acids. Lineage: Eukaryota; Metazoa; Arthropoda; Insecta; Hymenoptera; Apidae.